ACUGGAAGAUCUGCUGCAAUGCGUCUGAGCAACCAAAAGUUAAUGCGAUUGAUAAUCGAUACAGCGAGGUUUAUCGGUUUUUCAACAGUAUGCCAAAUGAGGAUUUAUCCAGCUGAAAAUCUGUAAUAGUGUGCAACGUCAUAUGGGCGACAGUGAAUGAAUGAGGACACACAGGAAUUACAUUACAGAUUAUACAGUGGCAUGGACAGGCCCUAUAUCUAUCUAUAGCUGGUACAUGUCAUGGACUGUAUUUUGCAAAACCACAAUAUCAGCUUGUUCUAACAGCUUUUCCAAGCUAAUGGAGAGUGCAACUCCAUCCAGAAUGGGCAUGAUAUCACCACUGAAGGCCAUCUAUCAACACCUUUCUCUUGUAUGGAUUGAGCUUCCGUUUGUUAGCCUUCAUGUGGGCUGUUCCUGAGCCCAGGCAUCAGUUCAACACCCACUCUCUCACCUGAUUCUGAUAUAAAGAAAUGGAAUGUUUCUGAACAGAUUAAGGGGUGCCCCCCUUUGAACUGAACAAUGAAUUUGAAAGUUGUUGAGUAACAAGGCUGGAGGAAAUGAAAGGAGGCUUAAGUUGAUUGUCUGCUUCCGCACUGGCAGCAGGGGGAGUGUACAACCUUGCAGAGUAGAUCUAGGCUUCUAGAGAUCACAUAAACAGACAAUCCAAUGGCUGACCAAAGGAUGGACAUUUCUUCUACAAUCAGUGAUUUUAUGUCACCCGGCCCCACUGACCUAAUCUCUAGUUCUCUUAACUCUUCAGGAAUGGAUUGUAAUAGGAAAAGGAAAGGCAGUUCUACUGAUUAUCAACUCGAUGGCUUUUCUUUUGACGAAGGUAUGGAUACAGAUAAGGAUGAGCAACAUGGAAGGUUGGAAUAUACAGACCAGCAAGGCAGAAUAAAAAAUGCAAGGGAGGCUCACAGUCAGAUUGAAAAACGACGUCGUGAUAAGAUGAACAGUUUUAUUGACGAAUUGGCCUCUUUAGUGCCAACAUGCAAUGCUAUGUCCAGAAAACUAGAUAAACUAACAGUACUGAGAAUGGCUGUUCAGCACAUGAAGACAUUGCGAGGUGCCACAAACCCAUAUACGGAAGCAAACUACAAACCUGCUUUUCUGUCAGAUGAUGAAUUAAAACAUCUUAUUCUUAGGGCAGCAGAUGGUUUUCUCUUUGUUGUGGGCUGUGAUCGAGGAAAAAUACUGUUUGUUUCAGAAUCUGUCUUCAAGAUCCUCAACUACAGUCAGAAUGAUCUGAUUGGUCAGAGUUUAUUUGACUACCUUCAUCCAAAAGAUAUUGCCAAAGUUAAGGAGCAGCUCUCUUCUUCUGAUACUGCACCACGGGAAAGGCUCAUAGAUGCAAAAACUGGACUUCCAGUUAAAACAGAUAUAACGCCUGGGCCAUCACGAUUAUGCUCUGGAGCAAGACGUUCAUUCUUUUGUAGGAUGAAAUGCAACAGACCAUCCGUGAAAGUAGAAGAUAAAGACUUCCCUUCUACCUGUUCGAAGAAGAAAGCAGACCGGAAAAGCUUUUGCACUAUCCAUAGCACAGGAUAUUUAAAAAGCUGGCCACCAACAAAAAUGGGACUAGACGAAGACAAUGAGCCUGAUAAUGAAGGCUGUAACUUAAGCUGUCUUGUUGCAAUUGGACGGUUACAUCCUCAUGUAGUUCCUCAGCCAGUAAAUGGAGAGAUCAGAGUUAAACCAACAGAGUAUGUUUCUCGACAUGCAAUUGACGGGAAAUUUGUAUUUGUAGACCAGAGGGCAACUGCAAUAUUGGCAUAUUUGCCACAGGAACUUCUAGGAACUUCAUGUUAUGAAUAUUUUCAUCAAGAUGAUAUAGGACAUCUUGCAGAAUGUCAUCGACAAGUUUUACAGUCAAGAGAGAAAAUUUCUACUAAUUGUUACAAGUUUAAAGUCAAAGAUGGAUCUUUUAUUACACUGAGGAGUUGUUGGUUCAGUUUCAUGAACCCUUGGACCAAAGAAGUAGAAUAUAUUGUCUCAACUAACACAGUGGUGUCUGCCAAUAUACUUGAUGGUGGAGACGCAACUUUUCCACAGCUUGCAGCUUCGCCACACAGCAUGGACAGUGUACUCCAGGCAGGAGAAGGUGGUCCCAAAAGGUCCCUUCCAACAGUCCCUGGCAUUCCAGGUGGAACAAGAGCAGGAGCCGGUAAAAUUGGCAGAAUGAUUGCUGAAGAAAUUAUGGAGAUUCACAGGAUAAGAGGCUCUUCACCUUCAAGCUGUGGCUCUAGCCCGUUGAACAUGACCAGCACACCUCCCCCUGACACUUCUUCACCAGGAGGCAAAAAGAUUUUGAAUGGUGGAACUCCAGACAUUCCUCCUGCCAGUUUACUAUCUGGCCAGAUCCAAGACAAUCCCGGGUACCCAUAUUCUGACAACGCUUCCAUCCUUGGGGAAAACCAUAUAGGGAUUGAUAUGAUAGACAACGACCAAGGAUCCAGCAGCCCAAGCAAUGAUGAAGCAGCGAUGGCUGUUAUCAUGAGCCUUUUGGAAGCUGAUGCGGGUCUAGGGGGGCCUGUCGAUUUUAGUGACUUACCAUGGCCCUUGUAAAUGCUACCCAGUAGCUUUGAAAUCUCGCUAUAUCAAAGUGCAUUAUUGGUGGAGUUCUCCAAUCUGUGAAGCUUGUUGAAUUGCUUUGAUGUUUUAAUUUCAUGAAAGCCAUAUCAAGAGAACAGUCAUCCUUCUCCCAUGUGUAAUUUCAGACCAAGUGGAGAUCAACCUGCUGCAGUGUUCCUACUUCAUUGAUUUGGUUAGCUAUGUAUAGCUUGCAUUAACUGUAUAUUUUGGAUUCUGUUCUUGUGUUGACUUUUUAAAAAAAAGAUCACUGUGCGAACUAAGCACUGGCAUCACUGGUAGCUUUUAUAUGCAAAUGGUCAUUUCAGCUGUAUGGUGUGUUUUUACACUACAGAAAAAGUCCAUGUGGAUAAUGGAUAUUUCUUAUACUAAUGCAUCAAAACUGUUUCUUGUAAGAUCCUUUACUAUAAAUAUUGUUGAAGUGUAAUGUAUUAGACAGUUAAAUAUUUUUAAAAUAAAAUGUUUUUCCUUGUUCUAAA
Molecule: messenger RNA, 3068 nt
Organism: Rhineura floridana
Lineage: Eukaryota; Metazoa; Chordata; Lepidosauria; Squamata; Rhineuridae
Gene: BMAL1
Product: basic helix-loop-helix ARNT like 1
Exons: 19
Coding region: 667-2565 (632 amino acids)
Biological process (GO): circadian rhythm; regulation of transcription by RNA polymerase II
Cellular component (GO): nucleus; aryl hydrocarbon receptor complex; transcription regulator complex
Molecular function (GO): protein dimerization activity; RNA polymerase II cis-regulatory region sequence-specific DNA binding; DNA-binding transcription factor activity, RNA polymerase II-specific
Source: RefSeq, a predicted model, not a curated record